Messenger RNA from Colletotrichum acutatum, 798 nucleotides. Its product is annotated as glutathione S-transferase. The coding region runs from base 1 to 798 and encodes 265 amino acids. Lineage: Eukaryota; Fungi; Ascomycota; Sordariomycetes; Glomerellales; Glomerellaceae. The transcript is spliced from 2 exons. Gene Ontology annotation, biological process: glutathione metabolic process. Gene Ontology annotation, molecular function: glutathione transferase activity. The record is from RefSeq and is a predicted model, not a curated record.
AUGGCCGAAACUCCAAGUGCAAAGCGUCAAAAGUCCUCUAAGGAUGUCUCCUACGAACUCAUCUACUGGCCAGGACUUCCCGGUCGCGGUGAGCACGUCCGUCUCCUCCUCGAGGAGGCCGGCGCCGAGUACACUGAUACCGCACAAAUCGAGGACGGCGUCAAGAGCGUCCUGGCCCAGAUCGACGACAAGAACCUGGGCGAUGAGCAUAACCCGCCUCCCUUGGCGCCCCCCAUCCUCAAGCACGGAGACCUCCUCAUCAGCCAGACGCCCAACAUCUUGCUCUACUUAGGACCACGCCUCGGCCUCGCACCCAAGAUCUCAGAGGAUGACGACGGCAUCUACAUUGUCAACGGCCUCGCUCUGACUGCGCUAGACGGACUCAGUAAUGAGGCUCACGACACGCACCACCCUAUCACGACGGGGCUGUACUACGAGGACCAGAAGGAGGAGAGUAAACUCAAGGCGAAGGACUACAUCGCGAACCGGUUGCCCAAGUUCUUUGGGUACUUUGAGCGGGUGCUCAAGAGCAGGGCCAGCGGCGAAGGUCCUUGGCUCUAUGGAGGGUAUCUGACAUACGCUGAUUUGGUGCUCUUCCAGCAGUGUGUUGAUGGUCUCAAAUUCGCGUUCCCCAAUGCUCUGAAGCGGAUCGAGGGUACUGGUGACUACAAGGGUCUCUUUGCUCUCUAUGAUGCCGUCAAGGGCCGACCCAAGAUCAAAGAAUAUCUUGCUAGCGAUCGUAGACAAAAGUACUCUCAGGGCAUCUACCGUCACUACCCUGAAUUGGAUGAAGAGUGA